Messenger RNA from Phytophthora infestans T30-4, 864 nucleotides. RefSeq names its product avr4 secreted RxLR effector peptide protein. The transcript has a single exon. Lineage: Eukaryota; Oomycota; Peronosporomycetes; Peronosporales; Peronosporaceae. The record is from RefSeq and is a predicted model, not a curated record. Bases 1 to 864 code for a protein of 287 amino acids.
AUGCGUUCGCUUCACAUUUUGCUGGUGUUUACUGCCAGUCUUCUUGCCAGCCUAACAGAGUCGGCGAAAGCUGAUUCUUUAGCUCGUACCGUCAGCGUUGUUGACAACGUCAAAGUAAAAAGCAGAUUUCUGAGGGCUCAAACGGACGAGAAGAACGAAGAGAGAGCAACGAUAACGCUUGGAGACAGGGUUGUUUCCGACAAGGCGGCGACAAAAGAUCUGCUACAGCAGCUUCUUGCACUGGGCACGCCACUGGAAAAAGUCCAGAAGCAAUUCCUGAACAUACCGCAGAUGAAAACAUUUGCGGAGUUGAGCAAACACCCGAACUGGAAAGCGCUUGACAAAUAUGAACGGAUGCAGUGGCAGAAGCUAAAGGAGGGCGAAACACUGACAUUUAUGCGUCUUGGCGAUCGAUUAUACUCUAAAGAGAAAGCGCAAGAACAGCUCCUUAGGUGGGUUGCGCAGAAAAAACCUGUGGAGAGUGUAUAUGAUGACCUACAAGUGGCAGGCUUUGCACAUAAUACUGUUGCUGCUCGCCAGAACUGGAGAGCAUAUAUUAUGUACGACAAGUGGUUUACGGCGGCCUCACAAAUGCAGAGGAACCCGCAGCAGUAUGCCAAGUUCGGCACGGGAUAUCAUUCGGAGCAAAAGACGACGGAGUUGUUCGAGAAGUGGGCCAUGGAGGGAACCCAUAUAAAAAGUGUCAUCACGACGCUUAAACUCAACGGUAAGUCGGCGUCUGAGAUGGCAAAUAACGAGAAUUUUCCCGCGCUCCUGAAGUAUGUCAAGUUGUAUCUUGAUUUUAAACCAGUCAGGGACCUUAACGCAAAAUCCCGUCUCCAAGCUAGACGGCCCAUAUCUUAG